Molecule: messenger RNA, 3050 nt
Organism: Diatraea saccharalis (sugarcane borer)
Lineage: Eukaryota; Metazoa; Arthropoda; Insecta; Lepidoptera; Crambidae
Source: the annotation of a GenBank genome assembly
ACAUUGAAAUGCCAUGGAAGCCACGGCCGGUGAAAUCUUUAAAAAAAGAAAUUCUGAAAACAUUAAAAUCAAGUUAAAAUUAUACGAAAUAUUUGUAAUACAUACAAAUGAACUUGAUUUUUUUCAAGAGACUAUAGCGGGUGUCGUGGUGGUGGAAAGCAGCGGCGACGUACGGCACGAGGGAAUGACGUUAUUGAUGGAAGGCGUCGUCAACUUGCAGUUGAGCACCAAGAACGUGGGCAUUUUCGAAGCCUUCUCUAACAGCAUCAAACCAAUAAAUCUGUUGAACACCAGUUUGGAGCUAGUACCUCCUGGCAAGAUUCCUGUGGGGAUCACCGAUAUACCUUUUGAGAUUCCACUGAGAGCUCGACAGGCAGUGUCUUCAGGGUAUCCAGGGCUGUUAGAAACAUACCAUGGGGUGUUUGUUAACAUCAUGUAUACACUCAAGUGCAGCAUGAAGAGGUCAUUUCUAAACAAGCCACUGAAUACUAGUUGCCAAUUUUUUGUGCAGUAUAGACCGCAAGAGCCAACGCCUGUGAAACCAGUGCGGUGCGAGAUCACGCCAGCGACGGUACGGGCCGCGGGGGCCGGGGGUGGUGGAGCAGCGCGCGCUUCACUGCCACAGUUUCAGAUCUAUGCAGAAAUAGACUCCACAGUCUGCCCACUAGACAAGCCACUAACUGGCAAGAUUCGUGUAGAUGAAUGUACUGUACCGAUCAAGUCAAUAGAGCUUCAGCUGGUGCGGGUUGAAACUUGUGGUUGCGCUGAAGGAUACUCCAGAGAUGCCACCGAGAUUCAGAACAUCCAGGUGGGUGAGGGCGACGUGGCGCGCGGUCGCGAUGUGCCUCUGUAUAUGGUGCUGCCGAGGUUGUUCACCUGCCCAACAGUCACCACAACCAACUUUAAAAUAGGUACACUGGUCGAAUUGAGCACAUUUUGUUACACAUUAUGUAAGUAGCCUAAAAGAAGCGAACUUCUGACUAAUUAUAGCACUACUAGCUUUCCGCCAGCGGCUUCGCCUACGUGGUCCCUAGGGAAUUGUUUAGUUCCCUAGGCUAAAAAGUUAACGGGACUAAAAGUAACCCAUCUGUUAAUUCAGCCUUACAAUUUAAUCUAAUAAUUCAUUUUAAUAAGGUGUCAUAUCGGAACAAUACACAAAAUAAACUUUCUUAUAAUGUGUCUAAUUUUGGUGUUGAAAUAAAUUUUUCGCCACAGAUUUCCGGAAUGCUGUGAUGCCUAAUAAUUAUUUCUGUAUUUACGUAAAACAUCUGCUUUUAAAUGAUUUUUAUCUGACUAUUUCUUUUGAUAUUCAUGAAAGAAAUGUUCCGAUUGUGUGAACAGUAAAACAGCAAAGUGAAAUGAUGAGCCUUAGUAACUAUUAUACAUAUUUUCUAUCGUUUUACAGAAUUCGAGCUGAAUAUUGCUGUUAUUUUUGAAGAUGACUACUUGGUGACUGAGAACUUUCCUAUUUUAUUACUAAGAAGUAGGUAGUUGCAGGGUUGGAUCAUCUUAACAAACUGUGAUAGCAUUUUUAGUUAAUAAUUAAAUAGGAAUUUGUGAAUAUUUACAUAUUGAUCAUAUAAACUGUAUACUAUUACUCUAGAUAAUAAACAUUUAAAUGGUUAGUUGAGAAUUGGCGAAAAAAAGCUAUUGUCAAACUUGUCACCUCACUUUUCUACAUAGUUCUGACUUUCUGACUGAUUUAGUGAGCCGCUCCCCGCUCCCAUCUCACUCCAAAUCAAAAUCGUUCAUUCACUCUAGGCUGUUACAUAGCACUUAUGAAAGUCUAAAACUACGCCAACGGUUUGCAAAACUAUGGCGGGAGACCUUGUUCUAAGUAUAACCGGCAAGAAACUCAGCAAAGGCUGCUUUUUUCUCCUUAUUUUAUUUCACGCAAAGAAAUCUUAUUGGAAAGUGAUUUCAUAGUCUAACAACCAUUCUUCUCAACUCAUUUCCUGUUAUCGAUCCAAGUUGUUAAAGCAAUAAGAAAUGCAUAUCAAAAUUUUGAAGACUUCAAAAAGUGAAAUUUCGUUGGAAUGGCCUAAUGUUCAUAUAUGUUGGUCUGUAAAGGCUUCUAAACACGUGUGCAAAAUUUUAUAUAUGUAUGUCCACAGAUAUGUCGCACACUGUCUGAAUUCAAUGAUUUUUUUUUAUUUGAUUGCUUAGCUUUCAACUUAGGGUACACUUCAUGGUUCAACAAAAUCGUUUCAGUAGUUUUAAAGAUUAACAGCCAGUUGCACCAACGUCCAUUAAAUCUAUCAUUAGUUUAAAGUGGCAUUACCCAUUCAAUUUUGACAUUCAUUAGACCUUAAAAACGUCAUUAAACCUUAAUAGACGUUUGUACAGCUGACCGAUAACCUAUUAAAUUUUAAGCUUCUUGUAAAAGCAAUUAAAAAUUAACCGUCUUAUAAAGGAGAUGAAAUUUGUCAUUUUUUUUAACAAACUUCGAAAAAAAGUAGACUCAGUACCUGAGAAUAUACGUCAUUAACCCAUAUGCCGACAAGAGGUAAGAAAUAGGUAAUCAAUUUGACCUGUAUGUAUGUAAUUUUUAAUGAAUUUAUUAAAAUAAAUGAACUUAUAAAUACGCCUACAAUUGAAUUAUAGACAGUCCUAAGCCUGAAAAGUAUGAACGGGAGUUUAUCGAUUUUCUUUUAAUUUAGUAAGUACUGCUAUAAUUUAUUUCGAACUACCUAUUUAGACUAAAUAAUAAUGAGUCAUUGUUUAAUAUAGCACGUAAUCUAUUUAACGGAGCACAAAUAAUUAACGUGUUACAAGGUUUAGUGUACUACAACUUAACGAGCUUUCAGGCACAAUUACGCUUCUUGGAACUAACUCGUUAAUAAAUUAGCGCCUUCAUUAACACGUUAAAAAAAUUAUCAUCGCGUUAGUGAUUUUUAGUCAAAACAGUGUUUUUAGAGAUAAGCAAAAUUUUUAUUUAUACGUACAAUUUGAACAAAGAUAAAACAUAAAAUUUAACUUCAAUUCGUUUUUGUUUACUCCAAAAAAUAUGCCAUCAUAUUUUUGCGAACUUCGAGCAGGUACAAUGCUAC